AUGGCGGAACCUUUAAUUCACUGUGGACAACAUACAACUGAAAUCCUAAAUCUCUUUUGCUGUAAAUGUGAAGAAGUUAUAUGCGUACAUUGCUUGAUCGAGAGUCAUCAAAAGCAUGAAAUGAAACAUUUAUUUGACGCAAAGAAAGUGAUUCAUGGACAACUGAGUCGAAUUCUUACUACGGACGAUGAAAAUAUCACAGAUAAAAUUAAAGAAGCUAAAGACUUCGUUUCAAACGAAUUGUCAGAUUCUGACACAGAUGAAAAGCAAGUUUGUAAACAGAUUGAAAAAAGUUCCGAAUCGGAAAAGGAUAAAAUUGAGAGCCAAACUGAAAAUCUAACUGAAAUUUUGCAGACUAAAUAUGCGACAUACAGACAGACGGUUAAAGCUAUCGUUCAAACUGUAAUCGAAACUGAAACUAGAAUUGCAGAAAUGAGAAAAUCAGGAAAUGGCAUAGAUGAUUUUGAAUGGACGGAGCAAGUUGAACUAUAUUCAAAUAUUAAGAAAUCUACCAAUAGUUUAGAAACAAUGGUCAAAAUUAAAAAGGAUAUGAAACCUAGGUUUGUUCCUACAAACGACUUUAAUAAUAGAGAAAUUAUUAUCGGAUUUAUAGAAAUUGGUGAAAAAAUUGCUGUUUCGAACGAACUUUCUGAAGUUAUCUCACAAGGAAUAUACAGCGAUCUGAAUACAGAAAGAACCCCUUUAAAGCAAACGAACACAAGUGACACUCAUGAAGAAUCUUCCUCGGAUGAGGUUCGGAAUGAAUACCCAAUAACUAUUGAACUUAACGCCUCUGUAAAGAAACCUGUGAGUAAAAUUAUUCCAAUUUCUGAUGAAGAUGCAUGGAUUAUUUGUGAAAACAAACUAUGUAAGCUGAAAAACUGUAAAGUAGAAGAUACUUUGUAUACAGAGAGAGUUGAUGAUAUUGCCAUUUUGGGAGAUGGAAGUUUAUUGCUAUUGCAAAGAGAGUCAACCUACAUAAAAAGACUGCUUGGUAAACGAAUAUCAAAUUUUGCAUAUCCAGGUACAAAAAUACCACAAUGUCUUCACGUUAUGACUGGAAAUAAUGUGAUUAUAUUGUUAGAUCAUUCCGGUAACGAAAGUGAAGAUCAAUUAGGACAAAAAAAACGAGAAGUUGUACAGGUAACUAAUCAUGGUGUCGUCCAAGUGGCCUUUUCGUUUCUAUAUGAUACAGACGCUAUACCUAAUGCAGUAACUGUAAGAAAUAGUUCUGAUUUGUAUAUCAUUUUCCGUGAUACAUAUUACACCCCAGAAAGAGCAAGUAUUGUAAGAAUGGACCUAAAGACUAAAACACUUGAUGAAGAAAUAAUAUUUACUGGGGCGAUCGGAAUAGAUGUCAAUUCACAAUUUAUUUCCUAUGGGUUAUGUUUUGAACCGAGCGGUAAGAUUCUUGUUUCUGAUCAAAAUCAUCAUUCCGUCUUAUUAAUUGACAAUAUGAAAUAUGUAAAAAGUGUUUACUUUGCUGACCACGGAUUAGAUUCUCCAGGUGCGCUCGCUUUUUUUAAUGGUAUCCUUUGGAUUGUGGAUGACACCAAAGUACAUAAGUUUAGAUACAAAUGA
Molecule: messenger RNA, 1581 nt
Organism: Mytilus trossulus (common blue mussel)
Lineage: Eukaryota; Metazoa; Mollusca; Bivalvia; Mytilida; Mytilidae
Exons: 1
Coding region: 1-1581 (526 amino acids)
Molecular function (GO): zinc ion binding
Source: RefSeq, a predicted model, not a curated record